Messenger RNA from Cercopithifilaria johnstoni, 2916 nucleotides. NCBI's taxonomy places the organism in Eukaryota, Metazoa, Nematoda, Chromadorea, Rhabditida, Onchocercidae. The record is from the annotation of a GenBank genome assembly.
AUGGCUUCAGCAUCGGCGUCUUCAAGUGCAGAGGGUUACGAUGAGGACGUCUUUGAAAUUGAAGAUUUCACUAUCGUUACAAUCAGAGAAGGGUUGUGUGCUGAACUGGAGCAGUUACUGCGUAAAUGGGAGCUUAGUGGUGACAACUGCAACAAUUAUUCCUUUACAAAGGCAGAGUUAGCGGAAUGUCAAUGGGAUUCGAAGUACGAAAAGAUUACAUACGGAAACAAUCAUUUGAUUGCUGCCUAUUACUGGCCGAAAAAUCUUCAACGAAUCAAACAAACAACGAAGUCAGAUGUAAUUAAUGCGGACGGUUCGGAUUCUUUUCUAAGCAAUGCUGCGCGAUUGUUCUGGUCAUCUGAGACAGAUUUUUGUCCAGGAUCCAUUAUUUGCAAUCAAUUUGGGGUCCUCGAAUUCAUUUUACUGACACCAUCUGACUGGCAUUUAGACAAGGUGUCGAAUGAAGACCAGCUUCGAGGGUUAUUGUCAUCCAUUACGGAAUCUGUUGGAAAAGCUGGAUGUGCUUUACCAGUAUUUGUACAAUAUGGUGAAAGAGAACGGCAACUCUAUUUCGGUGUCUGUCAAAAUAACUCCAUUCGUACUAAUUUCGAGUCAGUUCACCAACGUCGAGGCCAUCCGUUAAGAUGUCAUUUAUCGGGAUGUUUAGACAUCUUUAGGGAAAUUUUGCAGUCUUCCUUAAUGGAUGAAUCGAAUCUACGUAUAUCUAUGCAAUUCGAUUACAUAUUACAAGAUAGGCCCUGUUAUGAAUCUCCCAAAGAAAAUGUCGUGAUAGAGGAAGAAUUGGUACCAGCAGAAGAUGCAGACAUUGUUGAUAUUUCUCAUUUUCCGUUUGGCGCUACUACAAAUGCAAUUGAGGAAUUUGGUCUAUCAGCGAUUUGGUCAAACAUCGAAAGAGGGGUUGCUGUGGAAGAACAGAACCUCUCCAAUUUGGACCCUCAGCGAGCCUUAGCAUGGAGUGCAUGGGUUUCAGUACACAAAAAUACUUCAUAUCUAAUGAGUUCUUGCUUGAGAAAAUUAUUGGAAACUGCUGAGUCUCAACAAGGCUCAAGUUUGGUUCUCCAAAAACGAGAGCAUUUAAGGCAGGAUGCCAGUCAGGCAUUGUCUUCAUUGUUAUCUCCAACAGAGCCAGAAAAUAUUUCAAUCAGAAGCACGAAUGAGAACUAUUUGGAAACUGGCAUUAUUCGGCAUUGGAUUGAUAAAGUAUUUGAAAAGACGAAGCGAGAACACAUUUUGCCAAGCUCUAACACUUUAUGCAACAUGGACGUUGAAUCAACAUACUCGAUAGGGAACGCAUCAAGCCCUGGUCCAGGUAGUGCUGUUAAAAAUGCACAGUACUCUGAAGCAUAUCAUGCUGAAAGCAUAAUGGAGGAUGGAAACACUGUGGAAAUUUAUCAGAAACUUAGCGAUAUAUUGGGCACAUGUAAAUCAGCUCCAGAAUCUAGCUUGACUUGUCGCAUUUCUGUUGCGCUUGCCCAAAUGCUGUGUGCUCGGAAUUACUCAUUGACUGAAUUUUCUCACUUAUGGUCUACAAUUACGUAUGAAUUGCAGAAAUAUUACGAAAAAAAUUUGUAUAUUCCUGGACUGGAUAAAUCUUUGACGCCCGACUUGUCUACCUGUAGAUUCCAUCAGAAUCUGCAGCUUUUACAAUGUGCAGUUAAAGCUAAAAAAAGACGUGAGUCAAAGAACUUUUUCAUGCAAAAGUGGCAAUUGUGUAAGUCAGAAGAGGAUGAAUUUUUUGACGCAUCGGAAUCCUUAGAAGAAAAUGAUAAAGAAAUAUCGAGAAAAGAAUCAGACUCUUCAGAAGGGCGUUUGAAACCUUACAACUCGUUGUAUCUUCUUCACUUCUCUGAUAGGCUAAUGUAUGAACCUAUUACACAGAGUCGUGUUCCAGUGACCGAGGAUAUGCUCGAGAGGCAUACUGAAUAUUUAGCCUCGUUGAGGGAUCCUGAAGAACGAGUUAAAGCACAACUGGAGCCACUUUUUUCAGAUAUGCAAGCUUUUAAAGCGGCCAAUCCAGGUUGCUGUUUUGAGGACUUUGUAAGAUGGCACUCUCCUCGUGACUUUAUCGUAGAUGAUGAAAAUACAGGGGGAGGUCACUUGUCAAGUCGCAUGACGGGUGAAGAUAACACAUGGCAACAGACGUGGAAUCAGGCGCAGCCGAGGCCUGCUUGUCGUCAAAAAAUGCUAUUUGAUGACUUGAAAGUGGCUAAUGAGAUUAUUAGUGGUUUCGAAAAUCUCACAGUGUCCAAAUUAAUUCUUUAUAUUCUACCAGUUUUAUUCAAAUGCGCAUCCGUACAGUUAGUGGAUGAAUCAAAAUUGUAUUUUGCUCUUAUUGGAGACAAAUUACUCAGCCUUUGCAAAAAAAUUUCGAAUUGUACGAGGAGCAAUGGUUUGGAAGAUUACUUAGAUGCUGUCAAGGAUAUGACUGAAGUUGAGGGGGUGGUUGCUUGCUGCAAUGCACUUUAUACACAAUUAGUUGCUGCGACUGAUAAAAAGUUAACUGAAGACGAGAAGUGUGAAAUACGACAAUUCGUUAUGUUGCUCGUACGAUCAGACGAGCAAAACUACAGAAGUGUUGCUAAUGGUGGAAAAGCUGGUGCUGGCUAUCGAAUACCGAUUGUUCGAGGUUUACAUGGGCCUAUCGGUUCAGCUCUAAAAAACCUCUUUUUUGGUUCCUCUAUAAAAAACUCGAAUAGGAGCGAAAAAAGAACUCUUGAGCAAAUUCUCACUGGCGACGAAGACAUGCCAUAUCGCAGGAGGCAAUACAUCAUUCGAUGCGGUGCUCGUAGACCCACACUUGGUUCACGAACAUUACCACAAAGAUUAUAUGCUGCAAUUUCAAGAGAAGAGUAUAGAAUUUGUUUGGCACUGUCAAGUGAUACCGUCUUAUCUUAA